Opisthorchis viverrini is the source of this 526-nucleotide messenger RNA. RefSeq lists its product as hypothetical. The record is from RefSeq and is a predicted model, not a curated record. Lineage: Eukaryota; Metazoa; Platyhelminthes; Trematoda; Opisthorchiida; Opisthorchiidae. Bases 1 to 375 code for a protein of 124 amino acids. The transcript is spliced from 2 exons.
AUGCUACACCGUUUUGCGCGUGUGCCAUUCAGGUCAGAGGAAGCUACUGAACAACAAAAAACGACCGGGGAAGCUUGGGCGAAAGCCUCGAUCUGCUACGAUUCUGCCUUUUCGCCUUCGACAUCAAAACCUGAUGCAAUAGAUGCUGAACUACAAACAUUUGUCCAGAUGCUGCAGCAGCGCGCCGGGUUUCAAAGCAAAAUCAGUCACCUGACUUCCAUUUGCUGGGAUAAAUGCGUCUCCGGGUACCCUGCCGCCAAAAUGGACGGGAAGAAAGAAAUAUGUCUACAAAACUGUGUUGACCGUUAUAUGGAUGUUUCAGUCCUACUGCGCACCCGGUUUCAAGACAUGCUGUCCAAGCUGCAGCCUCAGUGAUAUAGUCGUUUGUUUCAAUACCUGCUCAAGGUUACCUAGGUCUUUUGAUCAGAUUACGGCAGUUACUCAUUCUAGGGUGUGAGUUUAAUGCGGACUGUCCUUUUGUACAGUUCAAUCAUGUUUUCGUCUACUUCCAUUUCCCUUAUUGGUC